Molecule: messenger RNA, 1304 nt
Organism: Carya illinoinensis
Lineage: Eukaryota; Viridiplantae; Streptophyta; Magnoliopsida; Fagales; Juglandaceae
Product: protein SHORT HYPOCOTYL IN WHITE LIGHT 1-like
Exons: 4
Coding region: 30-692 (220 amino acids)
Biological process (GO): regulation of abscisic acid-activated signaling pathway; negative regulation of photomorphogenesis
Source: RefSeq, a predicted model, not a curated record
UGUCUCAAAUAUUACGUGGGCCCCAAAUAAUGAAUCAGGGAAUUGAUGCGUCCCUAAAUCCAAGCCCAAGUAUCGUAAUGCUGCUGCUUGUAAUCUCGAACCGGGCAAUAAUGGCGGCAGGAGCGGCAGCUACGUUAUCCCCAUUGAUCCACCUCACGACCCUCCACUCCUCGUUCUCACCUUCUGCAAAUUUCUCGUUCCCUCACCACGCUCUUUAUCUACACCACCGCACCCCUCGCAUAAAGCCCAUAAUCAGCAUUUGUCACAGCAAGUUGAACAGUUCAAUCGGCGAAGAAGCGGAUGAGAUUGAUGAAGCUUUCUUCGAAAUCGAUGAUAUGGCCGAGGAGGAGAGCGACGGGGAAGAUACAGAAAGCAGCCUUGAUUUGUUAAUCAGGUUCUUGCAAAGCAUGUUGAAAAAGGUCUCCAAGCGUGCCAAGAAGGCCUCCCGCUCCGUUUUGCCAGCCAUAAUACCUCCCCAGCUGGUAUCUUUUGCAGUUGAUGGCAUUCUGCUCUUGGGUUCACUAUCUAUUCUGAAAGCACUUCUUGAGGUGGUCUGCACCCUUGGAAGCACUGUGUUCACGGUGAUCUUGCUCCUGCGUGUUAUAUGGGCAGUUGUUUCUUAUUUCCAAUCAAGUGGGAGCAGCUUUAACCACGGUGGAAGUUCCUUUGGAGCAACACAGCCUGUUACAUAAUUUUGACUAUUUGUUGGGGAGCUCUUUACCGAAUUUCCUCCAGAAUAUCACUCUUUCUCCUCCUUUGGUCUUCUAUAUAGCUACAUGACUACUAGAUUACUUUUCUUUUUUGUGGCUUUAAGUUGUGUAGAUAUAAAUAGGCAAUAUAAAUAUGCUUAGGAAGUAAUUCAAACUGCAUACUAUUUGAUUUAUUAACUGAACAGUCUAAAUGGUUCAUCUACCCUGUUGGAGAUAGAUGUACGCUAAUGUGAUGAUUUCUCCACUUCCAAAUAUAUGACAUAAAAUUUUGUACUCGGAUUGUAUCUCUGACCUUUACAUGCUUUCACUUCACCCCUUUUAACUGAUUUUGGGCAUUUUAUCAGUUCUGCUGGUAACAAUGAAAUGACCAAGGAUGCUCUUGGCAAUGGAAGAACCCUAGUGUUGGUGUCACACUCGAGCAAACACUUUGUUCAGAGAUUGACUGUGGCAAGAAGAGAAGGGGAGACAGAAAGGGUAAGUCUCUGUCAUUAUAAAACCGAUUAUGUAUAAACUAAAUUGAAAACUAAAUUCAUUUUAUCGUUUGAGUGCAAUAUAUUGAUUUGCAAUCCAUUCAACUUUAGUUUUUAGCAUCCA